AUGAACGAAACUCUCAUGAAGGAAUUCGAUAGGGUCAUUUGGAUUGCAUUGGAGAGGCUGCUGGGUAUGGGAGAUUAUUAUAACGAAACUCUUGUGAGACUGCGAGGAGGUUUAAUAUUACGGAAUGCCGUUGAAGAAAUAGAAAAGCGACUAAACUGUAAAGAUACGGAUAACUGCCUAUAUUUCUAUGGAUUGUCAGCGCAUGAUGUAACUCUUGUCGCCUUAUUUUCGCUAUUCAAUGAAAUUAGCCAGUUUCUUGGUGAAAUUCCACAUAUUGGCUAUGGUGCAAACGUAGUUUUUGAGCUUUGGAAUAUUAAUGGACAAUAUAAAAUUAAGAUUUUAUAUGCAAAUCAAUAUGAUGAAGAACCAUUUCCAAUAACGAAAUUCGCUAAAGGAUGUGAUGGAAAGGAGGAAUUUUGUGACAUUUCCAAUUUUUUGAACGCAUCUCACAGUUUAUAUCCUAGUGAUUUAAUUAAAGAAUGUGCUUCUACAUCAAGAGAAAUUAAUUUGGAUUCAGAAUCUGACGGUAAACUUGUGAAACGAGCAAUUGAAACAGAUUAUCUAGAUGAAAUUCUCGAACCUUUAUUGUGGAUGUAA
Molecule: messenger RNA, 597 nt
Organism: Dracunculus medinensis (Guinea worm)
Lineage: Eukaryota; Metazoa; Nematoda; Chromadorea; Rhabditida; Dracunculidae
Source: the annotation of a GenBank genome assembly